AUGCCUGUAAUUCAGGAAUAAUUAUUUCAUUUUAAUUUAUAACAGAAUGUCAAUCAAUUAAGAACUUAGUUUUGAUUUCAAAUCUCAAGUCAAUUUUGAUUUUGAUUCCCAAUCAUUCCAAUUAUUCCAAUUUUGCUGAAUAAUGGCAAGAGAAAAUAACUAGUCUCUAGCAAAAUAUAGAGGAAAUGCAACAAUAGGAAGAAAAUGUCAAAAAUACGUUAUAACAAGCAUAAUCAAGAAUUAAAAAUAAGAAGUCUUACAUAGAUGAACAAAAAAUGCAAUAAAUAGAAACUAAGACCUAAGACACAAUUUACGUUUUUCAAAAAACUUCAAUCAAUCCUCUACUAAUCGAUUCAUCUAAGACUUUAGAAUUUCAAACUCUUAUCAAUAAUAUCUAAAAGUAACCUAUUGCGACAUUUCUAAUAGAUAUAAGAUUAAAUGAUAGAGUAAGUUAUUAUACUCUAUAUCUGUAUCUAUUUAUAAAAUUUUAUAGAUUUAGGAAUUUAUGAUAAUAUAAUUCUUUUAAAAUUAUUGUCAACUAAGAAUAAAUGCAAAUUUUUAUUAAACAACUAUUGAAUUGAUAAAUUAGGAUAUCACAGAAGAAUUUUAACUAAAUUAGAUAAAAGUAUUUUUGAAUAAAACUAUUAUUAGAAAUGGGUUUAUUUUUUAAAAAAGGAUUACUGUUAAAUAUAGAAUAUUGUUAGUAAUAAAUUCCAAAUAUGGAAGAAUGGUUAAUAUCUAUCAACUAAUCUAAGUAUUAUACCAAUUUUCUAUUAGCAGGGUAUGAUAUUUAUUCGAUUUAUUAUGGAUUGA
Paramecium primaurelia is the source of this 813-nucleotide messenger RNA. The record is from the annotation of a GenBank genome assembly. NCBI's taxonomy places the organism in Eukaryota, Ciliophora, Oligohymenophorea, Peniculida, Parameciidae.